AUUUCUCUAGAACAAGUCCAUCAAUUAAUAAUUCAAAAAAAAUAAACUAAAAUAAAAUAAGAGACGAGACGACAUGUCGUUUAAUCGACACUUGUACUUAUUGCCCGGAACUGGUGUGGUGAUAGGCUAAUAAGAAGCCACGUCACGAGCAAAAAAAAGAAAAGCAUAUUACCACGUGUCAGCUCUCCAAAACAUCAUAAGUUUGAGGAGCACCAUCGCGUCUGCAAUGGCCAUUGUCUCGUCUUCUCUUUGUUUGAAGAAACUAAUGCAGAAUCCAUCAACGCUCGCUUAUCCAAUUCAAACUACCCGCUCAAAGCUUUCUAUCAUGAAUCACACUUCGUCGUCUUCUUCUUCUUCUUCGUCUUCUCUGAGCUUCCAAGUUCCCGCAGACUUACAUUCUGAUGAAAUAAAGCGCAUUGCAGAUCAGACCUUCCAGAAUUACUCUUCAAAGUCCCUUAAGAGGAAAGGUAAAGGGAUUUGCAUUGUUUGGUUCAGGAACGAUUUAAGAAUAUUAGACAAUGAGUCUUUGCUCCAGGCUUGGCUUUCCUCUGACUCCCUUUUGCCUGUUUAUUGUGUGGAUCCUCGACUUUUCCAUACUACUCACCACUUUGCCUUCCCUAAAACUGGAGCAUUAAGAGCCCAAUUUUUGAUAGAGUGCCUGGCCGACUUGAAGAAUAAUUUGAUGAAGAGGGGACUCAACCUCUUUAUUAGACAUGGCAAACCUGAGGAUAUCCUUCCUUCUCUUGCUCGUGCUUUUUCAGCUCACACAGUAUAUGCGCAAAAAGAAACAUGCAGUGAAGAGCUAAUUGUUGAGAGGUUAGUCAGUAAAGCAUUGCAGCGGGUAAAUUUACCACCUUCUCCAGACAAAUUCACCAGCCAGCCUAAGCUACAGCUUGUUUGGGGUUCUACUAUGUAUCAUAUAGAUGACCUCCCUUUCAAUGCCAACAAUAUACCUGAUGUUUAUACUCAAUUCCGUAAGUCUGUUGAAGCAAAAUGCGUCAUCCGAGGUUGUCUUAAAAUUCCUGUGACUCUUGCACCAUCACCUCCUGUUGAUGAUUGGGGAUGCGUUCCAUCACUUGAUCAGCUUGGCCUUCAGCCCCAGAAGGUUAGCAAAGGAAUGAGGUUUCUGGGAGGUGAAACUGCUGCGUUGAGCAGGGUGUAUGAGUACUUCUGGAAGAAGGAUUUGCUGAAGAUAUAUAAAGAGACAAGAAAUGGGAUGUUGGGACCUGAUUAUUCAACAAAAUUUUCCCCAUGGCUGGCUUCAGGAAGCCUUUCCCCUCGUUUCAUAUAUGAAGAUGUAAAGAGAUAUGAAAAUGAAAGGCAAGCAAAUGAUUCCACAUACUGGGUCUUGUUUGAAUUAAUUUGGAGGGAUUACUUCAGAUUUCUCUCGGUCAAAUAUGGAAAUUCCCUUUUCCAUUUAGGUGGCGUGAGGAAAGUUGAGCGUAGUUGGAGUCAAGACCAGAAACUGUUUGAAUCUUGGAAAGAUGGCUGUACAGGGUACCCUCUCAUAGAUGCCAACAUGAAGGAACUUUCAACCACUGGAUUUAUGUCAAAUCGAGGACGACAGAUUGUAUGUUCAUUCCUUGUUCGAGAUAUGGGUGUUGACUGGCGUAUGGGAGCCGAAUGGUUCGAGACAUGUCUCUUGGAUUAUGACCCAUGUUCCAAUUAUGGGAAUUGGACCUAUGGUGCAGGAGUUGGGAAUGACCCUAGGGAAGAUCGUUAUUUCAGCAUCCCUAAGCAAGCACAGAUUUAUGAUCCUGAAGGGGAGUAUGUGGCGUACUGGUUGCCACAGCUGCAAAAACUUGAGAAAGAUAGAAGGCACUUUCCUGGAAAAUCAUAUAUUGAGCAAAUUGUACCUCUCAAAUAUGGGAACCCUAAGAAGCAUGAGGGUCAAGACAGGGGCUUUGCUCCAAGGCAGAGUAAUUAUAAUGCCAGACAGACAAAAGGAUUCAAGUCCAAGAGAUAAGGGGUACUUUCCAGGAUUUCAAGAAGGAGAUGGACCGUAUAUAUGCAUAUUUUUAACAAUCUCAGCUUAAUUUCAACUGACCUGUUCUCCAUAACUUCUAAGAUUCCAAACAGUAGAUUAUAGAUUGUAAUGUUAAACAUAAAGGAUAUAUGUGAUAGUAAGGGGUAAUUACUGCAUACCCUGUCUUUUUUCC
Molecule: messenger RNA, 2159 nt
Organism: Ricinus communis (castor bean)
Lineage: Eukaryota; Viridiplantae; Streptophyta; Magnoliopsida; Malpighiales; Euphorbiaceae
Product: cryptochrome DASH, chloroplastic/mitochondrial
Exons: 13
Coding region: 227-1966 (579 amino acids)
Biological process (GO): photoreactive repair
Molecular function (GO): FAD binding; DNA photolyase activity; DNA binding
Source: RefSeq, a predicted model, not a curated record